AUGCAGGACGACCACAACAAGGAUAAAGAGAAGCGUUCGAAAUGGAAGAUCUUUAGCUCCUCAAAGGACAAAGACAAAGACAAAAGAAAAAGCCAAGACCUCCAAAUACCUCCAGCUGCAACAACAUCAGCUGCAGCAGCAGCGGAAGCAGCCGAGACUUCAGGAGAUUCGACGUAUGGAAGCAGUGAACCCAAUCACUCGCUCACCACAGAUGGCGGCGACUUGAACAACACAAGGAGCAAUGUCAACAGUACCGGAUUGAGCCCUGGCAAGACGCCAGACACUACAACGCCUACUCCCAACCCCAAUGCCAACUUCAACACCAACACUAACACCAACACCAAUUCCUGUCUCAACUCAGGCCCAGAGUCUUGGACUAGCCCGACCAUCAAGAGAGAAACAGUCACCAACCCAAAUACUGGGCAAACGAUAACAACUACAACUACUACUACAACUACCACCACCACUAUAACAAACUCAAAUGGCACAACUUCCACCAUCGAGGAACCUCAUCCCGUCAUGGAAUUGCCCACUGUCGCAAAUGAAGACGUCACCCCAGUUUCCCCGCAUCCGCCGCCACAGCAGCAACCAGCAGUCCCUCCUUCACUUCCUGAACCCCAAAACAACUCCCUGCAACCACAGUAUCAACCGCCUGUUGAACCGCCGGUCCCAAUUUCUGUGUCUGUGCCUCAGACAACACCCACGCCUGUGGAGCCAUCGCCAAUCACACCCACAGCCCGUCGCAAGAGUCUAGAAACACCAGGUCGACGAAUUAUUCCACCCCGCGAUCCUGUUCCUUCGCUAGCUUCAAUUCCUCCAUCAACCGCACCCUCAGUUGCAGACAAUCUCAGUUCACCAACAAUUCCCGAGCGGAAUGUCAGACGAUCGGCCGAGUUUGUACCCGCGCCGUUGCAGAUCGGCCAGGGCGCAUUUCCACCACCUCCACCUCCACAAGAUAAUAAAGCCGUCAAUUAUUCCCGGCCUGCUAGUAAAUCCACUUUUGCGAAUCUCAGGACCGCUGCGGCAGGUAUUCAUGGCGCUGGUGAAACACUCCGUGGAACAUUAAACUCGACCGUUGACAGACACUUUGGUGGCACCCCAGCAGCCAUCGAAAAGAACCAAGCAGCCAUCGAAGCAGGCCGUUACGAGAUCGACAAGGGAAAGUUUUACCACCCUAAUCAAUACCGUUUACAAAGACCACAUGACGACAACGGCCCUUCAAGCGACGCACCGCCCAUCCCAGACGCACAGUACGAUGACCCGCCAUUCAAUAUGGGCAACACAACAGGAAGUCCCGCCGUAAUAGACAGUGAUAGAGAUCGCCGUCGCAGCAGGCUGGGCAGUUUGUUUGGCAAAAGUAGCGUAAGGGCUUCAUCUCAGCCAGGUGCGGACCCCAUGACACCAAGAACUGAAAGGCAGAAGUUGAAGAAGAGAAGCAGUUCAGGACCAGGGACGCCAAAGUUAAGUGUUGUUGGAGAGCGAGUGAGUGAAUAA
Messenger RNA from Fusarium venenatum, 1494 nucleotides. RefSeq lists its product as uncharacterized. Lineage: Eukaryota; Fungi; Ascomycota; Sordariomycetes; Hypocreales; Nectriaceae. The record is from RefSeq and is a predicted model, not a curated record.